CUUACCUGCUAAGAAAACCCAAACACUAUAAAGGGCUUAAGAAUGCGAUCUCUUCAAACAACAAAACAUCCCAUAAAAUUUAGUAGAAGGAGAUAGUUAAGCAGCAUGGGAAAGAAGCUUGAUGCUAUUCUCGGAAGAACCUUCAAGACCUCAAAAUUCAAACCACUUGUCAAUCUUGCUACCUCUCGCCUUGAAGUUUUCAAGAACCAACGCCAAGUCAGGUGCAAUCAAGCUCGCUCUGAUGUGCUUCAGCUUCUUCAACAAGGCUACCAUGAACGCGCUCUUCUUCGUGUUGAGCAUGUGAUCAAAGAGCAGCAUAUGUUGGAUGUGUAUGUUAUGUUGGAAGGAUACUGCAAUCUCUUAGUUGAAAGAGUCCACCUCAUUGAUCAGAAGAGAGUGUGCCCUGACGAACUGAAGGAGGCAGUUUCAAGUUUGCUUUAUGCGUCUUCCAGAUGCGGAGAUAUCCCAGAGCUUCAGGAAGUCCGCAAUGUUUUCACUUCUUGGUAUGGGAAAGAAUUUGCUGCUCGUGCUAUUGAAUUGCGAAAUAAUUGUGGAGUCAAUCCUAAGAUGAUACAAAAGCUAUCAACCAGGCAGCCAGGCUUGGAUAGCCGAAUGAAGGUCCUCAAGGAGAUCGCCUCAGAGAACAACAUUGUUGUGCAACUCGAGGAAGCCUACCUUGCAAAUGAGGAAAAACUGGAUGUGAGAAAGAAGAAGCCAACUAAUUCAGGUAGCCCUUUGCGGUUUGGCAACUUGCAAAUUUCACCUGAAGAGAUAAAAAAGGAUGCCUUCGGUGGUUCAAUUAAGGCAAAUAAGAAGUAUAGGGAUGCAGUUGAUGCAGCUCAAGAUGCUUUUAAGUUCUCAGCCAAUGCAGCUGCUGCUGCAAGAGCGGCUGUGGAACUCUGUCGAUAUGAUCCCCAUGAUCCUGACAAUGAUAACAGUCCCAAUAUUCGAGGAAAAAAGGUAUCAGAUAAGGAUGAGUCCAUGAAACUUGAAUCUGAACACAGAGUUUAUGUAAUCCACCAGGAAAAUGAGACUACAAAUAAAUUAGCAGAGCAGAGGUGGUCAGCAUCUUCUUCCACUUCAAAUUCAGGUUCAGUUCAAGAAGAUUUGAGGGUGAAUUCAAUGUCCCUGGAUGCAGAGCACCUAAUCAAGCAGUUGGAGAAGGAUAUAGUUUUUGAUAGUGAUAAUGAAACUCAUUAUUCAGGUUCCAAUAUAAGGUCUGGAAAGGUCAAAGGAGAGGUCCAGGCAGCUGAGAAAAAAUACCGUCAAUCAUUCAAGCUGUUCUAAACAGAGAGAAGGGACCUGUUUCUGUCAGGAACAAAGCGGUGCGUAGAUACUGAGAAGCAUGAGCAUAUUAAGUUUGCUUGCGAGUUUAGCUGAUUAAAUGGCCUUUUUAUUCUCCCGGUUUUCUUUAUGUAAACUUUUUUUUUUUUGGUAUUCUUUUGUCAGUGUUGAAAAUUUUUUAAAGUUAAAAAGAUAAAUGCAACUAAUAAAGUGUGUUUAAGUUUGCACCUCAAAAUUUGAGGAGGAUUCUCAACAAAUAGAAAUGAAGCUCACCAAUACCUUCAUGCUGA
Molecule: messenger RNA, 1574 nt
Organism: Hevea brasiliensis (rubber tree)
Lineage: Eukaryota; Viridiplantae; Streptophyta; Magnoliopsida; Malpighiales; Euphorbiaceae
Exons: 5
Coding region: 106-1287 (393 amino acids)
Biological process (GO): protein transport
Source: RefSeq, a predicted model, not a curated record